Messenger RNA from Anoplopoma fimbria (sablefish), 2249 nucleotides. RefSeq names its product protein kinase, membrane associated tyrosine/threonine 1 (gene pkmyt1). Gene Ontology annotation, molecular function: protein kinase activity; ATP binding. Gene Ontology annotation, biological process: protein phosphorylation. The transcript has 8 exons. The record is from RefSeq and is a predicted model, not a curated record. Lineage: Eukaryota; Metazoa; Chordata; Actinopteri; Perciformes; Anoplopomatidae. Bases 145 to 1920 code for a protein of 591 amino acids.
GUUGCAGGAUUUGGCGCGUUAUUUACGUGCAGGAAGUCUGGACCUGGAUAUUGACUUUAUGAACACGUUUUAAGAGACAGUCCGUCGUUUCUGCUGGAUAAUGCUCUCUAUCUUUGAGGAAAGGAGCUGAAAAGGGCCGACACCAUGUCAGUGGCAGUGGAUACCACAGUGUCCAGAGUACCUCUCCCUCUGCCGACCCACUUCUGUCAUGCAGAACAGUCCUUCUCCCUUAAAAAGCGCCGUCUCCCUUUUUCCCCGUCGUCUAUGUCCAACUCAUCCUACUCUUCCCCUGCCCGGCUCUCACACUCUCUGCCCCCGCUGCCACCAUCAAAGGGAUGUCCUCCUUUGAGUCGGAUGUUUCCCCAGCAUCAAUCCCCCUGGACUCCCCUGUCGUGUUCCCUGAGUAAGUCUCCCCCUCCGAAUUCUGUAUAUGAUCCCAGCAAACAGCAGUCCUAUUUCAGUCAGUGCUACACUAAUUUGGGCCUGCUGGGAAGAGGAUCCUUCGGAGAGGUCUACAAGGUGCAAAGCAACAAGGAUGGCCGUCUGUAUGCGGUCAAGCGCUCUGCUCAUCGCUUCAGGGGCAACAGUGACCGGAACCGCAGCGUGAGGGAAGCCAGGAACCAUGAGCGCCUCUGUCCUCACCCUCACAUCUUGAAUUUUGUGGCAGCCUGGGAGGAAUGUGGCCGACUGUACAUCCAGACAGAGCUGUGUAGCACCAGCUUGCUGCUCCAUGCUGAGAACCAGCCUCCUGGCCCAGAUGAGCCUGCUGCCUGGGCCUACCUGUGCGACCUCCUCUCAGCACUGCAACACUUGCACUCUCAUGGUUUUGUGCAUCUGGACCUGAAGCCUGCCAAUGUUCUUAUUACUGACUCCGGCCGUCUCAAGCUGGGGGACUUCGGGCUGCUCUUUGAGCUCAAACAGAAGAGUACAGAGUCCGUAGAGGGGAAAGUAAAAGACGACGUCCAGGAGGGGGAUCCCAGAUACAUGGCCCCUGAGCUGCUCUGUGGGAAGUAUGGACCUGCUGCAGAUGUUUUCAGUUUGGGUGUUUCUAUUCUGGAGCUUGCUUGUAAUAUGGAGGUUCCAAAUGGUGGAGAGGGCUGGCAACAGCUCAGACAAGGCUGCCUCCCCUCAGAGUUUACCAGUGAGCUUUCAACUGAGCUUCAGGCAGUGCUGCGGAUGAUGCUGGCCCCAGAACCGUCUGAGAGGCCGACAGUCUCCGAGCUUCUCGCUCUCCCUUCUGUUAAGAAACACAGGUGGAGGAGGCGCAUCUAUCUUUUGUUCUCCGAGACCACGCUGACACUGGUCUCCCUCUGUCAGUUGGUAGUCUGCUUUGGGUGUAGACUCCUGUCCUCCCUUCACUUGUCCUUUCUCCCUCACUGGACCAAGCCAUUGCCCUGCACUCCUCCUCAUGGUAGCUGGGACAAGGAUUUAACCCUGCCCCUCAGUGCCAUGCAUGCUGACUCAGGAAGCCCAGAGGAUGACGCAGUGUUUCUGUUGGAUCCCACUGACCCAGAGCUUUCCCCCACAUUCGCACACAGGGUUAAAUCUAGACUGUCUAUGGAAAGCACAUCCACUCCUCUCCCAGGAUCACCGAGACACAGUUAUCGAAGUCCUGCCCACACCCCUACUCACUCAAAUCCGGGUGAUUGGUCCUCCUGCAACUUAGCGCAGACCCCUUCCAGCAUCCACUCCAAUGGUUCCUGCCACACACUGACUCCCAGUGCAAGCCCCAUACACGCAGAGCUUUACGCAGAUCUGAAUGAAAACUCCACGCAGAGCCGUCAUUCAUCAUCCGGCAAGUCCUCGCAGCGAGGUGGUCGCAACUGGAUCCAAACAGACGAGGCUUUACCCCGACCCAACUUUGAACCAAAGAACCUGCUCAGUCUGUUUGAUGAUACAACACUAGAGGGACAGCCGUGAGGAGACUGCUAGUUUACACUCAGGGGAAAUGUGCUUUCACUCAUUUAUGAAUGUGCCUAGUUUGUAUGAACUGCUUUUUGCCAUAUUGUAACAGUCUUACAACAACUUCUUUUUAUGUGGAUUUGAAAAAAAUAUAUAUGUUUAGGGAAAAGGGUUAAACAUGUAAUCAGACCUUAAAGCACUUUUUUUUUAUGUUUGUGUAAAUGCAAUCUGUUGCUGAAAUGACAAGUCAUUGUGUAAUGUUAAAUACGUUAUCAUUAGCUGUGUGUACUCGAGUUAUUAACCUCAUGAGUUACAGAAGACAAUAAAACAGCGAGGGGAAACAAUCU